Molecule: messenger RNA, 453 nt
Organism: Cyclocybe aegerita
Lineage: Eukaryota; Fungi; Basidiomycota; Agaricomycetes; Agaricales; Hemipholiotaceae
Source: the annotation of a GenBank genome assembly
AUGCCUCCCCCGUCGAAAAGCCCUGCUCUGCACCUUCAGGUUCUCCCUGACCCUUUCUUUGUCGUCCAGCUCCAACCCGGCCAGGAGAUAGCCCCUUGCAUUAUCAACGAUCUCACAAAUGGGAAGGGCAGUUUCUUUUCCGUGACACGGACAAAGGACGAAGUUUCGUUGGUCGGAGAGGCAUAUACAUGGAUGCCCGAUUCUUAUAAGGAACAGUCGACGUGGAUGUGUAUUAAAAUCCAAGGGCCGAUGGAGCAUAGCUUGACUGGUAUAAUGGCCUCGUUGACGGCCCCCUUGAAGCUCGCCAAAGUUCCAGUGUUCGCAUUGUCGACCUGGAAUACCGAUUAUGUUCUCGUCCCUACUGAGAUGCUAUCAGAAGCAGUCAGAACACUCGAACGAGAUGGAUGGGUGUUUUCACAAGGGAUGCCAAAGAACGGUGUUGCGAGGCUAUAG